Molecule: messenger RNA, 3528 nt
Organism: Meleagris gallopavo (turkey)
Lineage: Eukaryota; Metazoa; Chordata; Aves; Galliformes; Phasianidae
Source: RefSeq, a predicted model, not a curated record
UUUCAGGUUUCCUUCAGGUAACCUGGCUUCUAAUAGCAAACCAAGUGAGUUUGUUUAAAAUCCGGUGAUAGGAAAGGCUUUGAGGUUGGGAAUUAUAUUCUAUUUAUCCUUUCUGGAUAUAUUGCAGCUCACUCAGAUUACUGUGGAAGCAUGAAUAUAAAGGAGUUUUACAGAGAGGAUAGCCAUCUUGGUGUAAAUGAGGAAUCAAUAUGUGAUGACUGUAAGGGGAAGAAACAACUUGAAAUACACACCACAGAGCACAUGCAAUCCUCCAGGGCUAAAAGGGUAGCAAGGACCAUUUCGCACAUCUUUUCUUACGCAGGUUACUUUGUGCUGCACGUGUUGCGAACAGUGGGAGCAGCUGGAUGGUUUGUGUCCCAGAAGGUGUUGUCUCUACUUUGGCUGGCCCUUCUUUCCCCAGGGAGAGCAGCUUCUGGCAUCUUCAGGUUGCUUAGAGCUGGCUGGAGUCAACUUCUUACUCUGAUGUCUUUGCUGAAGGUGUUUAUUCUUAGAAAAUGCCUUCCAAAGAUUUCCAGGCUGUUGCUGUUUCUCAUCCCACUGCUGUUUCUACUAGGUUUAUGGUUCUGGGGGUUUGACGGCUUCAUUGCACUGUUGCCUCUGUUGAACCGGACAAGAAUUGAUAAAGUCCAGAGCACAGAUGAUUCUAUUUAUGUUCCUCGUCCACAGCCUGAUUCUCCUCGUUCUGUACAGCCUGCAAAGGAUACCAUAAAUACAUUUGAUUCUGCUCGUAUAAAUGAGCUGGAAAAGCAGAUGGCCUUCGUGUCUGACAGAUGCCAUCAUCAUGACGAAGAAUACAGCAAAGUGCUGCUGCUUGUCCAUAAUCUUCAAGAUCAGGUUGCCCAGAUGGGUGACAGAAAUGAGAUCUUGAAGCUAAUAAGAAAUGUGAUGGAUCAACAUCUUAAAGAUAAGAGACUGGAGGAAAAGACUGACUUCCUGGCUUUACAUCAAGAGCACAACUUGCGCAUUGUAACAUUGGAAGAUCUUCUUAGAAAACUCUCUGCUGAAUUUAAGGACAUUCAGAAGGAACUUGAAGUAGCCAAAGCAAAAGCAAUAAGAGAUGGUGAUGAACAAAAUCAACUCUUAUCCAGAGUUAAAAAGCUGGAACUGGAGUUGUCUCAAAUGAAAUCAGAGCUGUUAACUGGAGGAAGUGUGAAGACGAGUUGUGAGAAAAUAGAUGUUAUUCAUGAAAAAGUAGAUGCCCAGGUUAAAGAAUCUGUCAAGAUGAUGGUUUUUGGUGAUCAGCACAAGGACUUUCCUGAAUCGCUUCUCCAGUGGCUUACAUCCAAUUUUGUGACCAGAAGUGAUCUGCAAACUUUGCUGCAGGAUCUGGAGUUGCAAAUUCUCAAGAAUAUUACUCUACAGAUGGCUGUAACAGACCAAAGAAUAACAUCUGAAGUAGUAACAAAUGCUGUGAAUAACGCAGGGAUUUCUGGAAUCACAGAAGCACAAGCACAGAUCAUUGUAAACAAUGCGUUGAAGCUGUACUCUCAAGACAAGACUGGUAUGGUGGAUUUUGCCUUAGAAUCUGGAGGUGGCAGCAUUUUAAGUACUCGCUGUUCUGAAACCUAUGAGACAAAAACAGCGUUAAUUAGCCUCUUUGGAAUUCCUCUGUGGUACUUCUCUCAGUCUCCCAGAGUGGUUAUUCAGCCGGACAUGUAUCCAGGAAACUGCUGGGCUUUCAAGGGAUCAGAGGGAUAUCUUGUAGUUAGACUUUCCAUGAAGAUCUAUCCUACUGCCUUCUCAUUGGAACACAUACCAAAAACUCUUUCACCAUCAGGAAAUAUCACCAGUGCUCCUAGGAAGUUUUCAGUAUAUGGCUUAGAUGAUGAAUAUCAAGAGGAGGGCACGUUUCUGGGACAGUAUGUCUAUGACCAAGAAGGGGAGCCGCUGCAGAUGUUUACAGUGGAGAAAAGUGAAAACGUAUUCCAGAUAGUGGAACUGAGAAUUCUUUCUAACUGGGGACAUGCAGAGUAUACUUGUCUCUAUCGGUUCAGAGUGCAUGGGAAACCUGCUGAAUAAUCCCCUACACUACAGCUUGGGUUGCUUUGUUGUACAUUUUGUUUCCAAUCUGUAUAUACUGGACAGCCUACAACACUGGAAUCUUUAAAGGACGAGGAUGCAAGAUAUAUUCUACAGAGUUACCAAUCCUCUGAUAAAGGCAGAAGACUGUCAGCAGAACUGUAUAAAAUAAAGCUCAUUUGCUCUAAUGCUCGGCUUGUAAUUGCCAGUUAGCUUUAUAUUUUUGUGUCCAUGCUGAGAGAAGUAAUGCAUGCAAACGACUCUGGUUCAUAAAGCCCAGUUAGCAAUCAGGUGAUACCUAUUUUAUUACAAAUGAAUGUAUGUGUUUUUUUGCUUUUUUUUUUUUAAGAAUAAACCACACUUUCUGCAACUAGGAUUUUUUCUUUUAAUUCAGGGCUCAACUGCAUAUUUGUUAGCUUAGCACUGCAAGCCAAAUAAUGUCAUGGAGUUUAAACAGCCUGUGGCUACAGGUGUCCUUCAGUUGACUUUGUUUUGACCUGCUGGGGGAUCCUAAAGGGCUUCUUCAAUAAAUGUUGACUAUAAUAAAUAUCGCUGUCAGGGAAAGUUAACACAACCAAAAUUAAUUUAAACACCAGCGCCUGAGAAUGCUUUACUGUAACUUGUGGCCAUGGGUUGCUUUAAAAUUCAGGGAUAACUUCAAGUUAUUUUAAGGAUUUUUACCAUGGCAACUUGAUGAGCUUGUUUAAUUGCUGUAUGUGAAUGUUUACUACGCAGUUUAACAGUUUUCUCAGCUCUUCUCACUUAGUACAGGCUGAUUUGGAACUUAACCCUAGGGAAGAGCUAUCUUAACACUUCAGAAAUUCUCUCCUUGGGACAAUAAUUCCUUACAUUUCGUGGUCGGUAAACGUUGUACUGCAAUAACGCAGCACAGGGAAAAUGGGGCUGUGAAGUUUCAUCAGUACAAAGUAAUGGUGUCCAGGAUGUGGGCACGCAUCAACCCCAAAGCUUUGUGCACAGCACGAGCUGAGGCUGCUCUGGGGACCCCCUUCAGCAUCACUACUUCUAAAGAUCCUUUUCAGAAAAAACUCCUACAUGCACUUGGUGUGCAGAACUUGUAUCUUGUUGUUCCCAUGCAUUUUAUGACCUGUGAACUGUUAACACAUGGAGCUGCUGACUGGUUUUCUGAAUAGAGUUCUGUAUGUUGCACAACAGUCCUCUGAUGUUUCAACACAGUCUCUGCAUGGAGAACUCUUCCCUUGUGCCGGAGCCCACGGCCCAUGCAGAGGAGCUGCAUUGUAUGUACAGGUGUUUUAAUAUGUUACAUAUUUAAACUAGAAUUAUCCUGUGUAAAUUGGAAUUGGGUAGUGGGAGUAUUUUGAAUAACACUAACUUAUUUUUUAAAGAAGCGAGAUAGGACUUUGUGCAAUGUAUUUUUGUAAAUGCUUUUCAAAUCGUCUGUUCUUCGCUGCCUCCAAACUGACGCGAUGCUAUCGAAAUGUUUAAAUAAAGAGUUUUAAUUUUUUCAAA